UCCUCCGAGGCUUCCAUUACCAAGCAAAGGCAUCAGGUGGACUAAGUUCGCACGAACCCUUACAGCAUCGCCUGCUCUGCCGAAUUGAAGAUACCAGGCACAUCAUUGUGUCGCUGAACUCUCGAACCAAGACCCCGCAAAUCCCUAUUAGUACUCUGCGAAGAUGCUCGCUCCACCGGUUAACCUGCCCAAGUGGCUGGAAGAAAACUCGCACCUCCUCAAGCCACCCAUCAACAACUAUUGCGUCUACAACGCCGAUUUCACUGUCAUGAUAGUCGGCGGCCCGAACGCCCGCACAGAUUACCACAUAAACCAGACGCCCGAAUGGUUCUAUCAGUACAAGGGCGCCAUGCUGCUCAAGGUGGUCGACGAAGGGGACACCUUCCGGGACAUUGUCAUCCGCGAAGGGGAGAUGUUCCUGCUGCCGCCCAACACGCCGCACAACCCGGUGCGCUUCGCCGACACGGUCGGCAUCGUGCUGGAGCAGAAGCGGCCCGCGGACUCGGUCGACCGCAUGCGCUGGUACUGCCCGCGGGAAGGGUGCGGCGCGGUCGUGCACGAGGCCGCCUUCCACUGUACGGAUCUCGGCACGCAGAUCAAGGAGGCUGUCGAGGCUUUCAAGGCGGACGAGGGGUUGAGGACGUGUAAGAAGUGUGGCGAGGUCGCGGAUUGGUGUCCUAAGCCUGGGUCGAUUCGGGAUCCGAAUUUGGAGUAAUAAGGGGGGUAGUGGAUGGGUUAGGUCAUGGAUUCGGCUGCGUAUUGGUAUCCUUCGUUUGGUCUCGGUGUAAACU
Molecule: messenger RNA, 791 nt
Organism: Chaetomium strumarium
Lineage: Eukaryota; Fungi; Ascomycota; Sordariomycetes; Sordariales; Chaetomiaceae
Product: 3-hydroxyanthranilic acid dioxygenase
Exons: 3
Coding region: 164-715 (183 amino acids)
Biological process (GO): 'de novo' NAD+ biosynthetic process from L-tryptophan; quinolinate metabolic process
Cellular component (GO): cytoplasm
Molecular function (GO): iron ion binding; 3-hydroxyanthranilate 3,4-dioxygenase activity
Source: RefSeq, a predicted model, not a curated record